GCACCGAGAGACCCGCCUGCCAGCCAGAGGCCGAUGGGCAAGCCAUCCGGUUGUUUUUAACUGCUCUCCGGUUGUCAGGCCUCUCUGCCUGGCCUCUCCAAGCAUACUGCUUGCUUUCUUUUUUUCUUUUUUUUUGCUCGUCCCUUUCCUGGGAGAAGGGUGCAGAGAAUGCUGCACUCGGCCAUGAAAAAGGGGUGGGGGAGCCACGGAAAGAAAUACUCGCUCGAUAAAGGCUUGGCCAAGGCCGAAUACACCAAGCAAUGGUAACAUCUCUAAAUGAAGAUAAUGAAAGUGUAACUGUUGAGUGGAUAGAAAAUGGAGAUACAAAAGGCAAAGAGAUUGACUUGGAAAGCAUCUUUUCACUUAACCCUGACCUUGUACCUGAUGAAGAGAUUGAACCCAGUCCAGAAAUACCUCCACCUUCAUCAUCCUCAAAAGUGAACAAAAUUGUAAAGAACCGACGGACUGUGGCAUCUAUUAAGAAUGACCCUCCCCCAAGAGAUAAUAGAGUGGUUGGUUCAGCACGCGCACGGCCUAGUCAGCUUCCGGAACAGUCGUCUUCUGCACAACAGAAUGGUAGUGUUUCAGAUAUAUCUCCAGUUCAAGCUGCAAAAAAGGAAUUUGGACCUCCUUCACGUAGGAAAUCGAAUUGUGUUAAAGAAGUAGAAAAAUUGCAAGAAAAACGAGAAAAAAGGAGAUUGCAACAGCAAGAACUUAGAGAAAAGAGAGCCCAGGAUGUUGAUGCUACAAAUCCAAAUUAUGAAAUUAUGUGUAUGAUCAGAGACUUCAGAGGAAGCUUGGAUUAUAGACCCCUAACAACAGCUGAUCCUAUUGAUGAACAUAGGAUAUGUGUUUGUGUAAGGAAACGACCACUCAAUAAAAAAGAAACUCAAAUGAAAGAUCUCGAUGUAAUCACAAUCCCUAGUAAAGAUGUUGUGAUGGUACAUGAACCCAAACAAAAAGUAGACUUAACAAGGUACUUAGAAAAUCAAACAUUUCGUUUUGAUUAUGCCUUUGAUGACUCAGCUCCUAAUGAAAUGGUUUACAGAUUUACUGCUAGACCACUAGUGGAAACAAUAUUUGAAAGGGGAAUGGCUACGUGCUUUGCUUAUGGGCAGACUGGAAGUGGAAAAACUCACACUAUGGGUGGUGACUUUUCAGGAAAGAACCAGGAUUGUUCUAAGGGAAUUUAUGCAUUAGCAGCUCGAGAUGUCUUUUUAAUGCUGAAGAAGCCAAACUAUAAGAAACUAGAACUUCAAGUAUAUGCAACAUUUUUUGAAAUUUAUAGUGGAAAGGUGUUUGACUUAUUAAAUAGGAAAACAAAAUUGAGAGUAUUAGAAGAUGGCAAACAGCAGGUGCAAGUGGUAGGAUUACAGGAACGGGAGGUCAAAUGUGUGGAAGAUGUACUGAAACUCAUUGACAUUGGUAACAGCUGCAGAACAUCCGGUCAAACAUCUGCAAAUGCACAUUCAUCUCGGAGUCAUGCAGUGUUUCAGAUCAUUCUUAGAAGGAAGGGAAAACUCCAUGGCAAAUUCUCUCUCAUUGAUUUGGCUGGGAAUGAAAGAGGAGCUGAUACAUCAAGUGCUGACAGGCAAACCAGGCUUGAAGGUGCUGAAAUUAAUAAAAGCCUUUUAGCACUCAAGGAGUGCAUCAGAGCCUUAGGUAGAAAUAAACCCCAUACUCCUUUCCGAGCAAGUAAACUCACUCAGGUGUUGAGAGAUUCAUUCAUAGGUGAAAAUUCUCGUACUUGCAUGAUUGCCACAAUCUCUCCAGGAAUGGCAUCCUGUGAAAAUACUCUUAAUACGUUAAGAUAUGCAAAUAGGGUAAAAGAAUUGACUGUAGAUCCAACUGCUGCUGGUGAUGUCCGUCCAAUAAUGCACCAUCCACCAAGCCAGAUUGAUGAUUUAGAGACACAGUGGGGUGUGGGAAGUUCCCCCCAGAGAGAUGAUUUAAAACUUCUUUGUGAACAAAAUGAAGAAGAAGUUUCUCCACAACUGUUUACUUUCCACGAAGCUGUCUCCCAGAUGGUAGAAAUGGAAGAACAGGUUGUAGAAGAUCACAGAGCAGUGUUCCAGGAAUCCAUUCGCUGGAUAGAAGAUGAAAAGGCUCUCCUAGAGAUGACUGAAGAAGUAGACUAUGAUGUGGACUCAUAUGCUACACAACUUGAAGCUAUUCUUGAGCAAAAAAUAGACAUUUUAACUGAGCUACGAGAUAAAGUGAAAUCUUUUCGUGCGGCAUUACAAGAAGAAGAACAAGCCAGCAAGCAAAUUAACCCCAAGAGACCUCGAGCCCUCUAAAGUUGGUUAUUUGCUACUAAAGGAUCCCCAGAAUCCCCAAUACUGUAACAGAUGGUGGUCCAACUGUAAAGGCCACUUGAACGUUUUUGAAAUCUUAAGUGUGUGGAAAAUAUCUUGUCCUUCACCUGAAUGACAUUUCAAUUUUGUGAAACACUCCUUUGUCUACAAAAUGCUUCUAGUCCAAGAGGCACAACUAACAAUUGGGAUUAGUGAAGUAUUUUGUUUCAUCUACCCAAAUAGUGAUUGCUUUUGGAUAUCCUUGUCAAUUUCAUUUAAAGAUUGUGGAAAUAAUCCAGAAGUGGAAAGUAGGGGAAGCCACAAAAUGUCCUUUAACUCAGAUCCAUUUCGUAGCAAGACUGAGCAAUUUUGAAUACUUUGCGUGCAUGCAUACCUCAUCAGUGGUUGUACAUACCUUGUCUACUCCUAGAGACAGCAGCUGUGCUCGCUCCUCCUGUGCCUUGACUAAGGCUAUUGACCCUAGAUUUCUGAAGCACAGCCAAGAUAAAGUACAUUCCUUAUUUGUAACUGUAAAUUACCUUUAUUGUGUGUACAUUUUUACUGUAUUUGAGACAUUUUUUUUGUGUGUGUGACUAGUUAAUUUUGCAGGAUGUGCCAUAUCAAUUGAACGGAACUAAAGUCUGUGACAGUGGACAUAGCUGCUGGACCAUUCCAUCUUAUAUGUAAAGAAAUCUGGAAUUAUGAUUUUAAUACCAUGACAUGUGAUUAUAAUUUUCUUAGCAUUUUCUUUGUAAAAAACUAAAAUAUAAACUAGUUGGUGUAUAAUAAAAAGUAAAGAAAUUCUGAGAAGAGUUUUAUCUUAGGAUAAACAUUAUAUAUGCAGUGUGUGCCAGUGGUGUUAACAAGACUAAUAGUGUAAUUUGAACCUUAACAAUGCCAUUAUUUAAGUUGAAGUGUUUAUUAGCGCCCCAAAUUUUACGUACUGUUAAAGGAAAUUGGCUUCUGAUGCAUGAACAUUUGUAUGUACAUUGAAAGUAGUCCAUAAUACAAGUUAGAUAACCAAGUGUAAACAGUAUGUAACCCCAAGAAGUGUCGAUGCCUUACGAGGCAGGUCAUAGCAAGCUCCAUCAAUAUCUAGUAUGUGAUGGUUUGCCAUUUGAUGAGAAUAACAUCUCCUGGAUAGAUUGGUAGUAAGGAAGGCUACUCUUUAAAUGGCAGCACUCACUUUUACAGCUGCUACUCUAAAAAAGAAAACUGGCCAAUUUUCAUGUAAAUAUUGUUUAAAGAUUUAUAUAUAUAUAUCUAUAUAUCUCUAGGAGUUUUCCCUUGGUUCCCAGUAUAUAGUCCAGUAGGUUAACCAAAGAACCUCCCAUGUUUCUCUUGAUUAACUCUAGGGAGCCUACUGAUUCACUCAGUGAGCCAAGGGAAAAUCUAUGAAUAGAGUCAAUGAGCCAGAUUCUUUACUUCACUGAUCAUAAAUAAGAGGGUAGCUGUGAGGAAUCCUAACACCGUGGUGAAAAGCUCUGUAAACAAAGUCUAAAUCAAAUGUAGAUUUUUCACAAUAUGCUUAUUAAUAAAUGAAAUCUAUGAAACGAA
Peromyscus eremicus (cactus mouse) is the source of this 3851-nucleotide messenger RNA. It is a transcript of the gene Kif2a, whose product is annotated as kinesin family member 2A. The coding region runs from base 261 to 2297 and encodes 678 amino acids. Gene Ontology annotation, molecular function: microtubule binding; microtubule motor activity; ATP binding. Lineage: Eukaryota; Metazoa; Chordata; Mammalia; Rodentia; Cricetidae. The transcript has 20 exons. Gene Ontology annotation, biological process: microtubule-based movement. The record is from RefSeq and is a predicted model, not a curated record.